AUGACAUUUUUUCAUUCAUUUACGGAUAUUUUUUCUGCACAUCUGCACGCAUGUAGUUUCAAAAGUGAGGUUCACUCACGGAAUCGGGAUAAAAGCUGCCCAGGUUUACGUGCAUAUGACUCAUAUAAAGUUGGUGACAUAGGAGGCGUAAUCGUCUUGUUUUUUCUGUCCUCAUGCAUUCAGUCUAGCAUGGGAUAUGAAUGUCCAGAAGACGCUACCGUAUGUGAGACGACGUUAGUUAUUGAACACAAGCUGACCAUGAUGCAUCGAAAGGAAAAGAAGGUUUAUCCAUAUAAGGGGAAACUGUAUAGAUAUGACAUUUCUGAACCUGACACUGCAACCCCUGUUCCCACUGAUGAGGUCAUGACCGCUGAUGGCUGGGAGGAUGAUCGGUUAGUAGUUGUUGCAAAUGAAAGCCUCCCAGGACCCGAUAUUAUUGUUUAUGUGGGUCAAAGGUUAAAGGUUCACGUCGUCAACAAACUUGCUUCGGACUCUGUGACAAUCCAUUGGCACGGUAUUCCUCAGCACAGCAGCCAGUGGAUGGAUGGCGUCCCUUACGUAACCCAAUGUCCAAUCCUUGCCGGCCAAACCUUCACAUAUGACUUCAUUGCAGAACCCAAAGGGACUUACUGGUACCAUUCACACACAGGUGCUCAAAGAAGCAAAGGAUUGAAUGGCGCAUUUGUUAUAAAAGAAAAACAAUCAACGAUGGCAGAACACAUCAUAACUGUUCAAGGUUGGAAUCACUACUGGGAUGCCGAUAUGGGUCAUCAGAAAAUGAACUUUGGAAGUUUUGUGAAUCGUGAAGAACAGUCUAUUUCUGAUUCUAUCGACGGAGGCCAUUUCAGUCGAUUUUUCUUGUCCUCAGUUUUAAUUAAUGGUAGAGGGAGAUAUUACAGUAAUAUCACAACUGGAGAACACAAUGAUGCUCCUCUCUCUGUUUUUAAUGUUGAUCCAAAACUGACCUACAGAUUUAGAGUCAUUCAUGUCGGAGCACUUUAUCCCAUUCGAGUCUCUAUCGACAACCAUGAAUUGACAAUAAUUGCGUCUGAUGGCUUUGAUGUAAAACCUGUUGUUGCAGAAUCGUUCAUCAUAAAUCCUGGAGAGAGAUAUGACUUUACAUUGACUACAAAUGAAAAUGCAGAAAAUUACUGGGUAAGAGCCGAAACUUUGGAAGCAGAAGUUACACACCGAGCUGAGGCAAUACUGCAUUAUAGUAACGGACCAAACCCUGAACAGUUACCAACAACAUCAAGGAGAGCCUGUUUUGCUACCGAAAGAUGUCUGGUCGUCAAUUGUCCUUUCACGACCUUCCCAGCCAACACACAUACAGACUGCCUAAGGUUCGACGAUCUAAGAUCUUUGCCAAACAACGACCCUGCACCUGUUCCGACAUCCCCUGCUACAUUCAAAGAGUACCAUCUGAAUUUUGCUUUUCCUGGAACAACGCAAUUUCCUUCCACGAUUAACGGAAAAAAGUUUAAGUCUCCACAAGUAUCGGCUCUGACACAACCUUACGAAAUCGAUUCAACUUGCGACAAAGCAGACUGUGGGGAAGAAAGGUUAUGUGAAUGUACACACUCAUUAAGCAUUCAACACAAUGAUGUUGUUCAGUUGGUGCUGACCAAUAUGGGAGUUGGCACAGGUUGGUCACAUCCUGUUCACCUACAUGGUUAUUCUUUUUAUGUGGUAAAAAUGGGCUAUGCAACCUACGAUAUGACAACCGCUAAAUUCAUAUCCCAAAAUACAGAUGUCGACUGUAGGGGAAAUGGCGAUAUGACACAAAGUUUCUGCAACAACGCAACCUGGAGGAAUCCUAGUUGGCUGGGAGACAACGUACCUGGACUUGAGUUGGCAAAUGCUCCCAGAAAGGACACGUUGAUAGUCCCUAGCGGAGGAUACGCUAUUAUUAGGAUCAAGGCCGACAACCCAGGUGUAUGGAUAAUGCAUUGUCAUAUCCAACUUCAUUCCGAGGACGGAAUGGUCAUGCUACUUAACAACUCUUAUGACAGACAUCCGUCACCGCCUAAGGGGUUCCCUAUCUGCCAUGGAUAUCCAUCACAGUAUCGGGAACAUUAUGAGGACAGCUUAAAGAUAACACCAGCUCCUGAGGUAGAACUGGGAUACGGAAUGAAGACAUUUUGGAUCAUGUUCACGGUUCUUGGUUUGAUAAUUCUGCUUUCUAUAGCUUAUAUUCUUCAUUUGCGGAAGGAGGUUAAGGAGUCCAAGAAAAAUCGAAAAUCGAAUUACUUACCAGACAACACACAACAAACUACAGGCGGGAAAGACAACCCAGCAUUUACAACCGUAACGAAAUAUUAA
Ylistrum balloti is the source of this 2322-nucleotide messenger RNA. RefSeq lists its product as uncharacterized. The transcript has 3 exons. Gene Ontology annotation, biological process: iron ion transport. The record is from RefSeq and is a predicted model, not a curated record. Bases 1 to 2322 code for a protein of 773 amino acids. Gene Ontology annotation, cellular component: plasma membrane. Gene Ontology annotation, molecular function: oxidoreductase activity; copper ion binding. NCBI's taxonomy places the organism in Eukaryota, Metazoa, Mollusca, Bivalvia, Pectinida, Pectinidae.